AUGAACUUGCCCCCACCGAGCGUCUCCCUCUUCUCCCCAAGCCAGGUGGCCCGCGUCUGCGAAGCCCUGCAGGAAAGCGGGGAGUUCGAGCGCCUCGCCCGCCUCCUGUGGUCCCUGCCACCGACCCUCUCCCUGCGGCACCCCGAAGGCCUCGGCGGCGCCCGCCACCACGGCUGCCGUGAGCUGGACGUGCUGGGCAGCUCGCCCCCCCCGGCGGCCUGGCUGGCGCCCUGCUGCAGCCAAGCUGCUGCCUACCCCCCAGAGCCCUUGGGCCUCCUCCGGCCCGGAGACAGGCUCCUGGGGGCCCUGCCAGGCGGCCUGCCCACCGGGAAGAAGCUGCCGGGCCCGCCGAGGGAUGCUGCCCCCGAGGGCGAACAGAAGGCCAACGGCUUCAAGGAAAGGACACGCAACCUCCUGCGGGAAUGGUACCUCCAGGAUCCGUACCCAAACCCUUCCCGCAAACGGCAUCUUGCUCAGGCCACGGGGCUCACUCCCAUCCAGGUGGGGAACUGGUUUAAAAACCGUCGGCAGAGGGACCGUGCCGCUUCAGCCAAGCACAGGACGCAAAAGGAGCCACCGACCCGGCCUGCGGAUGCCACACACGCCUCCGGAAGCGAAAGCGCCAGCUGUGCCCCCUCCCUGUUGAGGGACGGCAGGAUUCCCAGGGAGCAGGGGGCUCCCACGGCCUGCACCGGCGAGGCCAAGAGCAGCCAAGGAGCAGGGAAGGGCUGGGAAGUCUGA
This is a messenger RNA of Varanus komodoensis (Komodo dragon), 741 nucleotides long. RefSeq names its product homeobox protein SIX6-like. The transcript has 3 exons. Lineage: Eukaryota; Metazoa; Chordata; Lepidosauria; Squamata; Varanidae. Gene Ontology annotation, biological process: regulation of transcription by RNA polymerase II. Gene Ontology annotation, cellular component: transcription regulator complex; nucleus. The record is from RefSeq and is a predicted model, not a curated record. Bases 1 to 741 code for a protein of 246 amino acids. Gene Ontology annotation, molecular function: RNA polymerase II cis-regulatory region sequence-specific DNA binding; DNA-binding transcription factor activity, RNA polymerase II-specific.